This is a messenger RNA of Orcinus orca (killer whale), 979 nucleotides long. Its product is annotated as histone H2A type 1-J. The record is from RefSeq and is a predicted model, not a curated record. Gene Ontology annotation, cellular component: nucleosome. Bases 16 to 402 code for a protein of 128 amino acids. The transcript is spliced from 2 exons. Lineage: Eukaryota; Metazoa; Chordata; Mammalia; Artiodactyla; Delphinidae. Gene Ontology annotation, molecular function: DNA binding; protein heterodimerization activity; structural constituent of chromatin.
GUUGGUGAGCUCGUUAUGUCCGGACGAGGCAAACAAGGAGGUAAGGCUCGCGCUAAGGCUAAGACCCGGUCUUCGCGGGCCGGGCUUCAGUUCCCCGUGGGCCGAGUGCACCGCCUGCUCCGCAAGGGUAACUACGCCGAGCGGGUCGGGGCCGGCGCGCCGGUGUACCUGGCGGCGGUGCUGGAGUACCUAACGGCCGAGAUCCUGGAGCUGGCAGGCAACGCGGCCCGCGACAACAAGAAGACGCGUAUCAUCCCGCGCCACUUGCAGUUGGCCAUCCGCAACGACGAGGAGCUCAACAAGCUGCUCGGCAAAGUCACCAUCGCGCAGGGCGGCGUCCUGCCCAACAUCCAGGCCGUGCUGCUGCCUAAGAAGACUGAGAGCCAUCAUAAGACCAAAUAAGUAACAAGAGCAUUCGCGGUUGCUGGUCUGAGGCUACGCCACAAGCCUGAGAUAUUCCCACAUUGAGAAGAAGAAAACCGAAAUACCACGAGGCAUAUACUUCAAGAGGAAUCGAAUCAGCGACCUUGACAUUAUAAAAACAAUAAAUACCCUAACCAAGUGAGCAACUUGCCAUGAAGAGGAAUGAUGUUUUUACAUUUCAGAAGUAUAAACUAUAUCAAAGCAUUAUUGCCUGAAGUUUUUUCCAGAAUGAUGCAAGACAUUUUCUCAUUCUCCCAGUUUCCUCUUCCCCUAAAUACAUCCACCUUACCUCAUUCAAUUUUCUUUAAAAGCUCUCCAUCCUGACUCUGGUACUUUAUUUCUUUAAAAAGAAAUACACACAAUCAAAUCGUUCAGUGGUAGUGAUAUUAGGACUGUCUGUAAUUGUUUGUACGGGUGCAAUUUCCACCGGUCAUGUGGCCUAUACGUAGGACGGGGACGAGAAAAUGAAUGUGAAGGGUAUUGGCCCGUACGGGGAUCGAACCCGCGACCUUGGCGUUAUUAGCACUACGCUCUAGCCAACUGAGCUAACCGGCCG